This is a messenger RNA of Nezara viridula (southern green stink bug), 2131 nucleotides long. Lineage: Eukaryota; Metazoa; Arthropoda; Insecta; Hemiptera; Pentatomidae. The record is from the annotation of a GenBank genome assembly.
AAAGAAUCCAGUCCAACUAGGCAUGAUGAUUCUUGAUACCAACUUGGAGGCUCAGUAGCUUAUUGCGAUCCGUAAAUCUAAUCUGUCCAGCUUCAACCAUGGGACUCGUUACAAAUGAUUGGAAAACUGACUUGUUGAUAGCAACAUCCUCUGUGUGCAUUUUAAUUUAUUGCAUGAUUAGGAACAUAUAUUCAUUCUUCGAAAAGAGAAACAUCAAAUAUGUAAAACCUAAAUUUUUGCUUGGAAGCGAACCGGAUGGAGUAUUGUUUAAGAUACACAUCACCGAAAGUUGGGAAAGAAUUUAUAAAAAACUAGAACAUGAAAAAUAUGGAGGAUUUUUCCAUGCAAUACUUCCAACGCUUAUGAUCCGAGAUCCAGAAUACAUCGAAGAUAUCCUAAAGACCUCUUUUGACCAUUUUGUCGACAGGAGUUUUCUGGUGGACGUGAAAACGAACCCUCUCGAUGAAAACCUCUUUUUUAUGAGAGGGAACAAAUGGAAAUAUCUGAGAUGUAAGAUGGCUUCUCUUUUCAGCCAGAUUAAGCUGAAGUGGAUGUACGAAGAAAUAGAAAAAUGUUCAAAUACUUUCGAUGAAUGUCUUUCUGAAUUUGCAGAUGGAAAGGAUGCAGACAUCAAAGAUCUAUUGGCGAGAUUCGUUACAGACGUGGUUGCAUCCUGUGGAUUCGGAGUUGAACCUCAAGCCUUAAAAAAUCCUGACUGGAUAUUUCGAGAUAUUGGAAGAGAAAUUGUUGAUCCUGAAAGUAUAAACAUGCCUAUAUUUCUUUUGCGGUUUUCAAUACCACGUUUAUUGAUCUGGUUUAAGAUCAAAACAUUAACGAAAAAACUAAGAAAUUUUUUCCUAUCGACAACAAAAAGAAUUUUGCAUCAUAGACGAAGUACAGGAAUUAUACGAAAAGAUUUUGUCCAAUUAUUUCUUGAACUGAAAGAAAAAGGAACAGUUGGGAUAGAUUCUAGAAAUAUAGAUACAAAUAAAACGAAUACAGAAUCUAACAAUGAGAUAAUAGAGUUGACAGAUAACUUAUUAGCUGCAAACUCAUUUUUAUUUUUCUUGGCUGGAUUUGAAACUACUUCUACUACACUAUAUUACACAUAUUAUUUCCUGGCAAAACAUCAGGAAAUACAAGAGAGAGCAAGAAAAGAGGUACAAGAGGUUAAAGCAAAAUACGGACAUUUUACAUUUGAUUCCUUAAAGGAGCUAAAAUUCUUGAUUAAUUGUAUUUCAGAGACAAUGAGAAUAUAUCCACCAAUAGCUGUGGUAAUCAGAGAAUGUACAAAGGAUUAUAACUUACUUGAUGGAACACUCAUUGAUAAAGGAAUGAGAAUUAUAGUGCCUAUUAUGUCGAUACAUCGUGACCCUAAAAAUUUUGCAGAACCUAUGGAAUAUAAACCUGAAAGGUUUGAAAAUCCACCAGCCAGUGGAACCUAUUUGCCUUUUGGAGAUGGACCAAGAAUAUGCAUAGGAAAACGAUUUGCUGAAAUUAUUAUGUAUAGUACUUUGGCAAGAACAUUAGAUAAAUACAAGCUCGAAUUAAGUCCUAAGUGUGAUCAUGAAAUCAAGCUGAACCCUAAAGUUAUUUCUACUACUCCUGUUCAUGGACUGUUUUUUAGAAUUCAUAAAUUAAAUGACACUAAUUAGAAAUGUUUAAUUUCAUACAGUAAAAUGUGAUAAAAUGUAGUUCUUUCGAGGGAACUAAGAUUCAAGUCAUAACAAAUUAUUCUUCAAAUAACUUAUCAAGAGCACUAAAUGAUUUAUUCCUGAAAUAUUUUUUCAAAUAAAUUCUGCCUAGGUCUACUAACAUAUAGGUGUACUUUUGGGCCAAAAUAUUACCUAUUACAAACUUAAUUUUUUACUUCAACUAAUCAAUGAUAUGUAACAUUAUGUAACAAAUAACGUAUAAUUCUCUAAAUGUAACUUAGCUCUUAAAUUGAUUCUAGGCAUUUAAAUAUCGAUUAUAAAAACAGAUGCUAAAAAUAUACUAUUUUGCAACAAACAAAAAAAAGUAUAAGAAAAAGUAAUAAAUGAAAAUUAGCUAAACCCAUUUAUAUGAUCUGUUACCUAUUGCCAUCAGCUUAUCAACAAAAGAAUAUAUCUAAACUAUUGUUUUGCAAGAA